Messenger RNA from Debaryomyces hansenii CBS767, 762 nucleotides. RefSeq lists its product as uncharacterized. The record is from RefSeq and is a predicted model, not a curated record. The transcript has a single exon. Bases 1 to 762 code for a protein of 253 amino acids. Lineage: Eukaryota; Fungi; Ascomycota; Pichiomycetes; Serinales; Debaryomycetaceae. Gene Ontology annotation, molecular function: sequence-specific DNA binding; zinc ion binding; methyltransferase activity. Gene Ontology annotation, biological process: regulation of DNA-templated transcription; DNA repair.
AUGAGUAAAAAAUACCCAACGUAUGAGUCUAAACUCAGUGCAUUAAUGGAAAGAAACCCUGAUGCCGAAGGAGAAUUUAUAUAUUGCGUUUUAUCUACCUCGAUAUGUUGCAGGCCGACUUGUUCAUCGAGGUUGCCAUUGAAGAAAAAUAUAAUUUUUUGUGAUAACGUACAAGAAGCAAUCGAGAAAAGGUUUCGACCAUGCAAAAGAUGUAGACCACAUAUAUUGAUCGGAUGGAACAAGGCUAGGGAGAAUAUUAAGAAGGCUUGUUCGAUAAUAAUGAAAAUGGCCACAUCUAAAACGAAAUUGGAUGUGGACACAUUAGCGUUUGAUUUACGUCUGUCAAAAUGGCAUUUCUGUAGGACUUUCAAAAAUUAUACGGGAUAUACACCUAAAAAGUACUAUAAGGAAUGUAUUCAAGGCUCAAAUCCGUUGAUUUUUAAACCAUUGCCUUUGAUACUAACCAAAAGGAAUUUACAAAAGCAGAGGGUACUAUCUAGGACAAUCUUUCCAGAGAGAGUAAGUGAAAAUAAGAAGAGUUUUGGUGAAAUUAUUUCGAACUAUAGCAAUGAAUAUCCCGCAUCCAUGACAGGAAGUGUAGUAAAUAUACCUCAAUACGAUAACUGCCUAGAAAUGUUUGAAUGUUUGGAGGAGGAUAUUCAAUUGAAUACAUUGGACAGUCUCCUCGAAAAUUCUUCAGCAAGCGCCGACGGAGAUACUUCGUUUAUUAGCAAUGAAUUAUUGGAUUAUAUGAAUAUUUAG